AUGGCGUCCCGGAGUCCCGGCUGCCUCUUGGCGGCGCUGCUCCUCCUCCUCCUCGGGCCGGGCGCCGCGAGGGGCGGCUGGGUGACGUGCGGCUCGGUGGUGAAGCUGCUGAACGCGCGCCACGGAGUCCGGCUUCAUUCACACGACGUCCGCUACGGAUCCGGCAGCGGCCAGCAGUCGGUGACAGGGAUCGUAGCCAUGGAUGACAGCAACAGCUAUUGGCGUGUUCGGGGCAAGACGUCCACUGUGUGUGAAAGGGGUACCCCUGUGAAGUGUGGAGAGGCAAUCAGGCUGACCCACAUCAACACAGGCCGUAACUUGCAUAGUCAUCACUUCACGUCACCCCUCUCAGGCAACCAGGAGGUCAGUGCCUUUGGGGAAGAUGGUGAGGGGGACUUCCUGGACGACUGGAUUGUGCUGUGCAGUGGGACUUUCUGGGAUCAGGCCAGUGAGGUGCAGUUUCAGCACUCCUCCACCAACGCACUCCUCUCAGUGACGGGCGAGCAGUACGGGCGGCCGAUCCACGGCCAGCGAGAGGUGCAUGGGAUGGCUUACGCUAGCCGAGGCAGCUACUGGAAGGUGAUGGAAGGGAUCUUUGUGAGGCCCACGGAGCUGCUGAAAAUGGAGCUGCACCGCACAGAGCUCUGAGGGCAAAAGGGAGU
This is a messenger RNA of Euleptes europaea (tarantolino), 662 nucleotides long. It is a transcript of the gene SDF2, whose product is annotated as stromal cell derived factor 2. The coding region runs from base 1 to 648 and encodes 215 amino acids. Lineage: Eukaryota; Metazoa; Chordata; Lepidosauria; Squamata; Sphaerodactylidae. The record is from RefSeq and is a predicted model, not a curated record. The transcript is spliced from 3 exons.